ACUGAGCAGAAGAGCAAUGUGAGCAAACACACCAGGAAGCCUUGGGGAGAGAGGGAGAGAGAGAGAGAUCCUGAACAGGAGAGAAAGAGAGAGAAAUGAUGCUGCAUUACAAGGACUUCGAAGGAUGCCUUAGUUGUGUGUAGAUGAACCCUCCCAUCGUCCAGCCUCAUUUCAUCUCAUCCCAUCCUGUCCAUGGAUUUGCUCCAUUCUUCACUAACCUCCUCUUGGGAGCUCUGUGGCUAGUGUGGCUGUCAGCCAGAUAUUUGGGAGGCAGAAACGAGAUAAUAGAGAGAGAGAGAGAAGAGACAACAGUCAGUGUCUUGGAAGAGAUAGAUAGAGAGAGGGAGAGAGAGAGAGAGAGAGAGAGAAGACAGUGAAGGGGGAAAAUUGGAGAAUAAAAGUAGGGCUGGUGUUUACAUGGGAGUGUUGCUGCAGAUUGAGACUCUGCUGUCAAGGAUAAAAACAACUGCAAGUUCAUUUGGGAGAAACUUUCUUUCUGAAGGACUUGGUAAAUGGAUCGACAUCUCAACUACAUCGCUGUUUGGCUGCAGCUGGAAAUCUGUGUCAUUACCAUCUUAUUUACCAAAGGUGAAAUCCGGUGCUACUGCGAUGGGCCUCAGUGUGUGGCCACGGGUUACAUGUGCAAGUCGCAGCUCACCGCGUGCUUUACCAGGCUGCUGGACCCUCAGAACGUCAACUCGCCCCUGCUCCACGGCUGCAUGGACACUGUGUCAAACACAACGGAGAUUUGCCAUUCGCAAAGUUCACAUCACAAAGGACACUGGACGCUCUUAGACUGCUGCUGGGAAGAUAUGUGCAAUUACAAAGGGUUACAAGAUUUGCUGUAUUCGAGCAAUAUGGACUCAGCGCGGGAGGCCAAGAAGCAGAGGGCGUCCGCCAACAGGAAGCAGGGUUACAUGCCGAAGUCCAGUGGGAAGGAGAUCUGGUUCAGAGCCGCGGUGAUAGCCGUGUGUGUCGCCGGGGCCUUCAUCCUGGUGCUGCUGGUAAUGCUGGCACUCCGCAUGCUGCGUAGCGAGAACCGGAGGCUGCGGCGCCGACACGAGCAGAUGAUCUCCCGGCUUCACUACAGCUUGCAGGAGCCACUGUCCGCCGACAAAUUCCUGGCUGCAAACUCCAACCUCGAGCAUCCCACACCUCUCCCUCAUCCCAGCAACUGUAGGAAGUGCUGCAUGGUCCACAGCAAACAGCAGCACCUACACCCACACAGUGAGACCUUCAACUCUUUUUUCCCCUGGGAUCUGAAAAGUGGUCACAAGAAGCUAACCCUGGUGUGAUAUCACCGCGAGAUCAUUGCUAACUGUUUCCCAGAUGUUUUCUUCUAACCACUCGGUUGUAAAUUUGGGCUCCUUUAUCUCUAUUAAAGUGCCGUUGUGAUUAGUAA
Messenger RNA from Callorhinchus milii (elephant shark), 1402 nucleotides. RefSeq names its product BMP and activin membrane-bound inhibitor homolog. Gene Ontology annotation, biological process: negative regulation of transforming growth factor beta receptor signaling pathway; positive regulation of canonical Wnt signaling pathway. The transcript has 3 exons. The coding region runs from base 513 to 1295 and encodes 260 amino acids. The record is from RefSeq and is a predicted model, not a curated record. NCBI's taxonomy places the organism in Eukaryota, Metazoa, Chordata, Chondrichthyes, Chimaeriformes, Callorhinchidae.